AUGGACUCAUUUAGCGUUUUCAUUUUACUCGUCCUCUUUAUGAAUGCUUUUAUGACCUUUACAAGUGAGGCCAAGGUUUACAUGGUUUUACUGGACAAAGCUUCUGGUGGCUCCUCCAAGAACACAAAAUUAUUGUUGAGGAAUCAGGAAAAAAUAGCCAGUUUCAAAGAGAAGAUGGCACAAGAGCAUGACGCUUUCCUUGAAUCUCUGUUAUCCAGAAGUGCCUAUACGAAACUGUACAGCUACACCCAUCUCCUCAAUGGAUUUGCGAUCGAGGUGUCAUCUAAGGAGGACAUUGACACCCUACGGAAUGCUGAAGGAGUUAGGACAAUCCAUGAAGAUGUGAAAAUGGAGAAGAUGACAACACAUACGCCUGACUUUUUAGGGAUUCCUACUGGGGUUUGGCCAACACUUGGAGGAGCUCGGACAUCAGGGGAUGGAGUGGUGAUAGGUUUCAUUGACACGGGGAUAAAUCCUUUCCAUCCAAGCUUCAUGAUUCAAUCAUCAACAGAUUCGAGUAGGGGAAUAUAUUCAAAACCUACAAAAUAUAAAGGGAAAUGUGCAUCUGGGGAGCAAUUCCCUCCAACAGCAUGCAAUGGUAAGAUAGUAGGGGCGCAAUAUUUUGCAAGAGCUGCAGUUGCUGCCGGUGAAUUCAAUGCUACCCGUGACUAUGCCUCCCCUUUUGAUGCUGAUGGUCAUGGGAGCCAUACAGCUGCAACAGCAGCAGGAAACCACCAAAUUCCUGUAAUAGCAAAUGACUUCAAUUAUGGUUAUGCCAGUGGCAUGGCUCCAGGAGCCAGGAUUGCUAUUUAUAAAGCUCUGUAUGCUUUUGGAGGGUAUAUGUCUGAUGUUGUGGCUGCUGUUGAUCAGGCUGUGGAAGAUGGAGUUGACAUACUGAAUCUUUCUAUAGGGCCAUCAAAAGUGCCAUCUGGACCUUCUGCUUUUCUGAACCUGUUAGAGAUGGAGCUUUUAUUUGCCACAAAAGCUGGUGUUCUUGUUGUUCAAGCUGCUGGAAAUGGAGGGCCUUCUUCCAGUUCUAUGCUUUCUUUUAGCCCAUGGAUCACAAGUGUCGCUGCCUCUAUAACUGAUCGCAGAUACAACUCAUCAGUUAGGUUGGGCAAUGGACAAAGCUUUUCUGGCACAGGACUUGCACCUCCAACAGUUGGAGAAGUGUUCUUCCCUCUAGCUGCGGCAGCAGAUGUUGGGCAAAUAAACUCCACUGAUGGUCUUCUGACGAUUGAUAGCUGUCAAAGCUCGGAGCAAUUUGUCCGCUCCUUAGUUCAGGGGAAGAUAGUUAUUUGCACAUACACACUUGAUUUCGACUCUGAGGCGUCUGGUAUUGCCGCAGUUGCAGACACCAUGAGUAAAGUUGGCGCUGCUGGCUUCAUACUUACAAGGAACCCUGAUAUUGGUUUUGAGCAGAUUAAGGGUGCUGCAGUAACCUUACAAGUUCCUGGAGUCAUCUUGAACAAUAUGGAAGCCUCUUCGGCACUCUGGGAGUACUACAAUGCAAAUACAAUAAGAAGCAGAAACGGAAGAGCCAUUGGCUUCAGAGCCACAGCAAGAAUUUUGGAUGGGAGGCGAGCAAUUUACACAGGGCAGGCUCCAACAGUGGCAUCAUAUUCAUCAAGAGGCCCUGAUGUCAAUAAUGAACUCUUAGAGAAUGCUGAUGUCCUCAAACCAAAUAUCAUGGCUCCGGGCUCCUCAAUAUGGGCGGCCUGGAGCCCAAACAGUGAAGGAGAUGCUCACAUCAAAGGUCAAAUUUUUGCGCUAUUGUCCGGGACAAGCAUGGCUACUCCACAUAUUGCCGGUAUUGCAGCUCUAAUUAAGCAAAAACACCCACACUGGAAUCCUUCAGCUAUUAUAUCAGCAAUGACGACAACAGCGGAUAUAGCUGAUCAAACAGGUGCUCCAAUACUAGCCCAAAAAACCAAGCAGAUAUCUGCUGCAACCCCCUUCGACUUUGGAGGUGGUGCUAUCAACCCCUCUCGAGCAAUUGAUCCUGGACUUGUUUUCAACAUCAACUUCAUGCAAUAUGUAAAGUUUUUAUGCUCAGUUCCAGGUGUUGAUGACAUGUCUGUUAGACAAGCAGUCGGCGUUUCAUGUCCAAUUCAGAAGACACGGUGCUCAGAUCUGAAUACACCGAGUGUUACAGUUUCCAAGUUGAUUGGAUCAAGGAGGAUUCUCAGAAAGGUAACUAAUGUUGGUAAUGCAGAUGAGAAGUAUAUGCUGAUAGUAAAAGAGCCUUUAGGGGUGAAAGUUACUGUGAUACCACAGGUUUUUAAGAUCAGUGUCAAUGCUUCAAGACGUAUUACCAUUCAGUUUAAUGCAACUGAGGCAACAGAUGCUUACACAUUUGGUGAAAUACUGAUGCUGGGAGAAAAGAAGCAUGUUGUAAGAGUGCCUAUGGCUGUCUAUGUAAGUAGCACUAUAGGAUGAUGAAGUCAAUCCCCUUAUACACAUAGUAUUAGGAAAAUUAUUACCUCAA
Coffea eugenioides is the source of this 2488-nucleotide messenger RNA. RefSeq names its product subtilisin-like protease SBT2.6. NCBI's taxonomy places the organism in Eukaryota, Viridiplantae, Streptophyta, Magnoliopsida, Gentianales, Rubiaceae. The record is from RefSeq and is a predicted model, not a curated record. Gene Ontology annotation, molecular function: serine-type endopeptidase activity. The transcript is spliced from 9 exons. Gene Ontology annotation, biological process: proteolysis. Bases 1 to 2439 code for a protein of 812 amino acids.